UCAACCAGUCGUCGUGGUGUCGUUCGUGUGAGUUUGAGUUGAGUAGUCAUCAGCCCCAAAUCAGCCACCGUGGUCGUCGUUUAUUGUUGCGUUAUUCUGGUUCGUCGUGCGAAAAAGGUGAAAAAUCGCAACCGAUUCCUGCUUUCAACCUGGAGAAGAUCCGGACGGAAAAUUCCUUCACCUGCGUGGGUUGCGGAACGGUGAAAAUUUCGCGUCCGCGAGUGUUGGUGGUGGUGGAAAUCCACCCGAAAAAGGAGUGAUCCGUGAUUUUUUUUUCCCAUUGAGUUUGGUGCUACCUUGCUGGAAGAUCUGAUUCGACCAUAGGCGGAGCAGCCAGCAGCACUUUAGAGCAAUCGGCGAGAGAGAGGAAGUGACUUGCUGGAAGUUUUUUUUUUAUUGCUGCAGUGUGUGCGUGUGGAUGAAGCGAAGAAUCGCGGGGAGAGAGAGAAAGGUGGAUAAGUAGUAGCAUAAAGAAAACGAAGCAGUCGCGCGACGACACGAGCGAGAGAGCUGCGGUGGAAACGUCAGAAUAUUUUGUGUGGUGAUUGUUUUUAGUUUGGUGCUGUGUUAUUUUUUGGAGAAGAUUGCUUUUUAUUCGGAUUCCAGGGCAGAGUGGUAGCCUGAAACAGCACAUUAAAAAUGGAUAAAUUCAUCAGUAUGUGGAAAGUGCGAGAACUCGCCGAUAAAGUGACCAACGUCGUGAUGAACUACACAGAAAUCGAAGGCAAAGUACGCGAAGCAACCAACGAUGAACCGUGGGGUCCAACGGGGCCGCUCAUGCAGGAGCUGGCCCAUGCGACCUUCACCUACGAACACUUCCCGGAGGUGAUGUCGAUGCUGUGGAAGAGGAUGCUACAGGACAAUAAAACCAACUGGAGGCGAACCUACAAGAGUUUACUCCUGCUAAACUACCUGGUACGGAACGGGUCGGAACGAGUGGUGACCUCCUCGCGGGAACACAUCUACGACCUGCGGUCGUUGGAGAAUUACACCUUCAUGGACGAAAACGGCAAGGACCAGGGCAUUAACGUGCGGCACAAGGUUCGUGAGUUGAUCGACUUCAUCCAGGACGAUGACAAACUACGGGAUGAGCGGAAAAAGGCAAAGAAGAAUAAGGACAAGUACAUCGGCAUGAGCUCGGAUGCGAUGGGUGGUAUGCGCUACGGCGGUAGUGGUGCCGGCGGAGGCGGUGGCAGUGAGUACGGUGGCUAUCGGGAUAGCUGGGACCGAAGGACGGACGAGCGGGGGUAUAACGAAGGCAAGGAUCGCUACGAGUAUGACUAUCAGUACGAUGGAGAACGGGAGGAUUCCGAUACGGAAUCGAAUGGAACCCACGCCAACAGAUAUUACGACAAGGAACGCUCAAAGAGUCCUGCCACGAGACAACCAUCCUCCUCCCUUUCGACACAUUCCGCCAGCGGCGCUGGAUCGUCAUCAUCAGCGGCGGUGGCCGAGAAGAAGAUCAAUCUGAACAUCAAAUCUCCGGCGGCGGCAGCCGCUGCGGUGAAAGCAGCCGCCGCCGCAGCGGCCAAGCCCGCCAAGAAGAUCGAUAUGGGAGCGGCGAAGAAUUUCGGCAAAUCCGCCGAUCUAGGCAUCAACUCGCCGACCCACAGAAACACCCACGCCGAAGAGAUCAUCAGCACGUCAGACGCCACCACCAGCGGGAAACAGCAGCAGCAGAGCAAUGAAAUUCUGGACGACCUGUUCAGAACCUGUCCGCCGGCGCCGCCCUCGGAGGGAAGUCCCGCCAAGGACGAUUUCGACGACUUUAAUCCACGGGCCGAUGAUUCCGGCCCUUCUGGCGGCGUUACGGGCGGUCCAGAGUUUGGAGAUUUCGAGUCUGCUUUUGGAAAACCGACACCGAAGCCUGUUAGCAAUGAAUUUGCCGAUUUUGCGGCAUUCAGCUCGGCACCGGUGCCUGCUCCAGUCGCUGCCGCUUCCAGCGACAUAUUCUUUGGACUGAAUCCAAGUGCCACAUCAGCCGCACCAGCGACUGCCGGUAUGAAUCUGUUUGGAAUGGCACAUCAGCAGCAGCAGCAACCGGCAGCGGCGGCAAAUGAUUUGCUAUCCGAUAUGAGUGGAUUGAGCUUGGGAGGAAGCACCAAUGUGUCGCACCAUGGCGAGGGAUUGAAGCUGCAGGAAUCCAUCCGGGAUCUGUUGGAACUGCUGCAGAGUGUUGAAAAAAUUCGUUCCGAAGAGCAGCUGAAUGCGAUUCGAAGCAAGUUGGAUGUGUUGCUGGAAUGCCUGCCGGGACCGAGAACUCCGGAGCAGCUGCUGAGGCUCGACGACGAUCAACGAUCGAUUGAUUGGGCAACAUUUGCCUCGGAUGAGUUUCCGGAUUUGCUGGAACAGUUGGUCGAGCGGUUUGAUGGACAAUUUCCGGGAAAAGUUCCCCAAGUGGAUAACCGAAUUUGGAGGAUUUUCGGGCUCGAUUAUAAUCACGUUUUCAUCGCCGAGAGCCUGGCCAUGCUAACCGCAGCGGAUAAGCUCGGUCGGAACAGAGAAGUAUUCCCUUUUCUAUUGACUAGAUUAGUACAGGAUUGUGACUACCUGACCGGGUGCUUCGUUGAAUUGAGUCUGAAGGCGGAAGACGACGGCUUAACGAAGUACACUCGAUGGACGAAAUCCGAGCAACUGAUUCAAACUUUAACCAGCAUCCCGAAUAAGGUCGCCAAUGUACUCCAACGGGAAACCCCUGACAUCUUUCUACCGGAACGAUUGUCCCAGAUUCUACUCCAACAGAUGCUGAGAGCUAUCAAUUCAGUGGCUCAGAUUACCCACCUACAUAAUACGUAUCUCACCUACGAAACGACAUUCCUGUCUAAACUCUUCAGCAAGCUUAUCGUCGAUUACUUCAACAACGAUAAGCGGUCGCAUCAUUUACAGCUCUCGUUGCGUAUCCUCGCCGCUUGGGCGCAGUCCAACGGUUAUCAACAAAAGACUCUUAUCGCAGCGAUUUGUGCCGACCUAUCACGUCCCGCUGUGGAAACACUGGCCCGAAUCGCUCUUCGCGAGGGAAUUGAUUUAUUCAAUUUACUGAGAGCGCAUGAUUUCAACGGCGAUUGGAAGUACGUCCUAACGAAGAAGAUUCCCCUAUUCAGUAGCUUCCCGCAGGAUUCGAUGGUGGAGAAUCUGAUGUACCUGUUGGCGAGGGUUUCCGCUAGUGAACUGAAAGCGCUGACCCUGGAGCUGGUAACGGUCUGGUCCAGCCGAACCGGUAUCCAGAAGACAUCCUUCGAACAGCACCUGUACCUAUCCAAGCAGUUGCUCUUGGCUAUGACCUAUCUGAAUCUCUCAAAGCAUGGGAAACUGAACACGGUGGAGAUUCGUGAAUUUCGGAGAUUGCUUUUCGGUGGCUUGAAAUGUCAUCUGGAAUCACCCGUUAAGGAGUUGAGAUGCGUUGGAAUGAUUGUAUCCGAGGUGAUCCUUGGCUAUUUCGAUGCACAGGAUGUCGAUGAAGAAAACAAGCUCAAAUUUGACUACGAAGGAUUCGAUUCGGCCACACUGCAGUUGGUUGCAAGUUUGAGGAAUUUCAAGAACCGUUGUAGAUUUACCGAAGAUGAAUUGUCUCAAAGUGUCAUCAGCUCCGAGGACGAACCGCUUGAUCAACUCGUUGAAAAAUUGUUUGCAACUGAAACCCCCGAAAUAUCCAUCUACAGCAGUUCCCUUUCAAAGCCAUCGGAACCUCCGCUUACCGAAGUUGAACUUCUAUCGCUGAAAUCCUCGGAUAUCAAACCUCCCCUCAGAGAGCGUAAACUAUCGGACAGCGACGAUUCGGCGCUGGAUUCCGACGACGACCUGGAACCGUAUGACAUGUCCCACGACACCAACAUUGACGAGGAGCAACUGCGGCCAAAGUACCUUCUCGAUCUUCGCGAGAUACUCCUGGACAACUCGGACCAGCAAGCUCCGGUCCGAUUCGAACUGGCCAUGGCAGCUGCACCGGAUUUAAUCGCGCAGCAAUUGUCCAACAAUGACAUCAAGCUGGCCCUCGACCUGCUGCAAAUCCUACUCCCCUUGGAAGCCCGCGUAUACAUGGAAAAUUACCAGGAACUUAAAUUCUCAUCUCUGAUUGCCAUUUGCACCACUUACCCCAAGGAGUGCGCCGAAUAUAUCUGCCGAGAGUUCCACUCCGAUCUCAGCAAGUACUCCCUAAACCGUCGCAUUCUCAUGCUGGACAUCCUGGCUCAAACUGCAAAGGUCCUUUCGAAUCUAGCCUCCGCCGAACCCCAAUCCCAACAGAGCCAAGUUAACCCACCCAACCCGAGUGCGUCACCCCCGCCGAAGAACGCUCUGGACCUAAAAUUCCACGAGGAAAACGAACUCCUUCGCAAGCGUCAGCUUGCGGAACGGAUCGUUCGCGAACGCAUCGCCGGUAAAACACGUAGAUUCAGCUCCCGCCCUAUCCAGUCUGCGAGCAGCAAACCGCCAACGAUGAAUCGCUUCUCCGAAGUAGCCGGGUGGUUCUUCUUUCCCCUGCUGCGGGGAUUCGGAUCGAAGCAGUUUCUAUUCACAGCCAAUCUCAAAUUUCAAUACGAUGCUGACAAUCUACUGCUGACGACGUUCCUACAAACUCUAUCGAUACUGAUGAUAUGUGCCGAGAAUUGUCCGAUAGCGAGGAAGUUCGGCCGAGAGUUGAUGAAUUUGAGCGUGAUGUUGCGGUUCAGCGAGGAACCGAAGGUGCGACUGUCGGUGUUGCAGGUGCUAUCGUCGAUUUUCCUGGCGCUUCCGAAGGCGAUUCUCCGGCAGGAUUUCUACGUGGAUUUGGUGGACCUGAAGCAGUGGCUGGAGGAGUGCGUGCAGGGAAGUGUGGUGAGGGGAGAGUCGAAUGAGGAGUGUCGGGAAUUUGCCCGCAACGUGCUGGUGAUGUGCUACGGUGCGCUGGCGGAAGAUUGAUGGGAAAUGGUAGAUUUAAGGAGAGUGUCAUA
Molecule: messenger RNA, 4928 nt
Organism: Ochlerotatus camptorhynchus
Lineage: Eukaryota; Metazoa; Arthropoda; Insecta; Diptera; Culicidae
Gene: lqfR
Product: clathrin interactor lqfR
Exons: 6
Coding region: 640-4896 (1418 amino acids)
Biological process (GO): endocytosis
Cellular component (GO): clathrin vesicle coat; endosome; plasma membrane
Molecular function (GO): phospholipid binding; clathrin binding
Source: RefSeq, a predicted model, not a curated record